Molecule: messenger RNA, 2112 nt
Organism: Melampsora larici-populina 98AG31
Lineage: Eukaryota; Fungi; Basidiomycota; Pucciniomycetes; Pucciniales; Melampsoraceae
Exons: 4
Coding region: 1-2112 (703 amino acids)
Source: RefSeq, a predicted model, not a curated record
AUGAAUUCAGGAAAGUCAUUGACACAAUACGUUUAUAACGAACAAGAUAUAAGAAACUUGGUCGGAUUAGAUUCAAGUUUAGAAAUCCUUUCACGUAUUUCAAAAGAUGGAUUCAAUCAAUCAGUUCAAUUACAAAUCCUUUUAUCAUCUAAAAGUAAAGUUUAUUUUGUUGAAUCUGAAGCAGCUAUCAGUUUACGUGAAUUCUUAACGAGUUUUAUUGGUGAUUCAAAUCAAAUCCUUCAAAACUCCUCUUCAUCUUCAACUGUAACUUCAAAUCGUCAUGCGAUUUUGUUUGAAAAUGAAAAGAAAUUCUUGAAUGAUAUUUCAGUGGCUAUGGAUUGGUUUAAUAUUCAAAUCGAAUCAUGGCCUGAAAAUUUAAAUAAAAAGUUAAAAACUAAACAUUUUUCGAUUGCUACGACUUUUUUGGCGAUUUGUAUGAUUCCUAUACAACUUACUCAUUUAAGGUUUAUGAUUUUAGAAUCUGAUAUUAUUGAUCAAUUUAGCGAACCUAUGCAGACUCUUUUAGCGCUACAAAUGGCAGGUUCUUAUAUCUUAUCAGAAAAAUAUUCAGAUGCAUCUGAUUGUCUUUUGAAUACAUCAUCAAUUUAUCAAGAAAUCCAAAACUUUCCAGAAUAUAAAAUGUUAGAAUUAACCAUUAAAGUUCAUGAAGAAAGACAUGAAAGUUUAGUAGAGAAUUCGAUCAAGUUAACGAAUUCAUCUGAUUCGAUGGAUUCAAUGCUUAGUACUAAUUCAGAAGGAGUAGAUGGCAUGACUGAAUCGAGAUCUCCUUCUCCUACUUAUGAGACUUCUCAAUCUACUUCUCAACUCUCGACUACUGAAGAACAAACCUUUAGUCCGUUCUUAAAUAGUAUUUUGAAUUAUCCUGAAGAGACUUUGAGAGAAUUGAGGGAAGAGAUGGCACCAGAUCAAGAGAUGAUAGAAGAAGUCAUGAAGAUUCUGGGAGAUGAAAGAGAAAAAGUAAGUGCCUUGAAAGGGAUGAAAGGAGGAAAACUACCGAUGACGAAUUCACAUAUCAUCACCUUACGUAAAUAUCUUACAUGGGCAUCGAUCCAUGAGAUCUCACCAUUUCCUAUCACCUUGAAGAAAUCGAUUUUGUGGGCUGAGAUCGGAUUAAGAUUAAAUGGGAUCUGUACUUCUCAAAUCUCACGAAACAUACGAGAAUUAGAAUGGUCUCGAAACUUUAGUUUUGAUUUGUUUGAUGAAUCCUUUCAGGUUGAUCAAACUUCACUUUGGCCUCAAUCGAUUUGGAAAGAAUUCUUAUCGGAUCUUAGGUUUCCAUUGAUUUAUUAUACUAAUGGUGGUGGGAUUAGAAGAUCUGCAAGUAAAUCUCAUCAAACUAAUCAUUCUAAUGUACAACAACAUCAUCAACAUGAACUUGAAGCGUCUCUGUCUAAACCUUUGGAGGUUUCGAAAAAUCCAAAACGUCUGUUGACUUCUGGUUUGUAUAAUGAACCGAUUCAGAAACGAAAGAAAGUUGAGGAGGUUGAUGAGAAUGAUAGUUCGGUGGGUGAUCUUGAAUCUGAGUCUGAAGUGAUUGAAGCAAACCCUUCGAGUGGUACUACAUCAUAUAUCAUACCUGUUCAACAACCCGAAGAACCGGUCCAGAAAGUUGAUUUCCGUAGUUUUAAGAAACCUAAACAUAUUAGAAGGAAUAUGGAAGCUAUUCUAGAAUUGCUUAGGUGGGAAUCAAAUGGUAUGAUUAUUGAUGUGAAUUUGUUUGAAGAAGUGUUUUGGAAUUAUAGAAUUGAAGGAAAAGUCCCAUUUGAAGGAUUAACCAGUCAACCCGAUAUCAAAAGAUUAGUACAUAAAUAUUUAAAGUUUUGUUAUGAAUUAUCGAUUAGUUCCUUACCAUUUACGAAUGUCAAAUUGAUGGUCUUCUUGGUGAAAUCCAUGUCACAUUUAUCUAAAUCGACGGCCAUUAAUUAUACGUCGACUUUGUUGUGUGUGGCUAAGAAACUUCAGUUUAUGAAGUUUGAAGUUCAGGGAUUCGGUUGGUUUGAUCCGGUCUUGAUCGAGUUUAAGAAAAGUUUGAUUUGGAAGAAAUGGUUACAAGGCUUGGCUACUAAACCAAAGUUUAAAGAUCAGCUUUAA